Ananas comosus (pineapple) is the source of this 3094-nucleotide messenger RNA. RefSeq names its product kinesin-like protein KIN-UA. Gene Ontology annotation, biological process: nucleus-vacuole junction assembly; microtubule-based movement. The transcript has 20 exons. The record is from RefSeq and is a predicted model, not a curated record. Gene Ontology annotation, molecular function: ATP binding; protein-membrane adaptor activity; microtubule binding. Lineage: Eukaryota; Viridiplantae; Streptophyta; Magnoliopsida; Poales; Bromeliaceae. The coding region runs from base 432 to 2870 and encodes 812 amino acids.
UCUCUCCUCUCCCAUUUUCUUGGCCGAAUGGCGUCGAAUGCCGGCAGCGGGAGGGCGUCGCUGCGGUCGGAGCGGCAGAUCCCGACGGGCCGGGCCGGCAGCGGGGGCCCGUCCGUCCGCACCAAGUCGGCCCCUCCCAAGCGCCCGUCAGGUCGUCCGCCGGCUCCGACAAUGCUGAUGCUGGCAGAGUUAGAGUUGCAGUUAGACUUCGGCCUAGGAAUGCUGAGGAUUUCCCUAAUGAUUCAGACUUCGCCAGCUGUGUUGAAUUGCAGCCUGAGCUUAAGAGACUCAUAUUAAGGAAAAAUAACUGGAAUUCCGAGUCCUACAAAUUUGAUGAAGUUUUCACUGAAAGCGCUUCUCAGCGGCGGGUGUAUGAAGUUGUUGCGAAACCUGUAGUGGAGAGUGUGUUAGAUGGGUAUAAUGGAACAGUGAUGGCUUACGGUCAAACAGGUACUGGAAAAACUUAUACAGUUGGUCGACUUGGGAAAGACGACCCUUCAGAACGUGGUAUAAUGGUGAGAGCUUUGGAAGAUAUCCUUGCUAGUACCUCUUCUCGGUCUGAUAGCGUGGCGAUAUCCUAUUUGCAGUUGUAUUUAGAAUCAUUACAAGAUCUACUGGCACCUGAAAAGACUAAUAUUCCUAUCGUUGAGGAUCCAAAGACUGGUGAGGUGUCCCUCCCCGGUGCUGCAGUAGUUGACAUAAGGAAUCUCGACCAUUUUGUGGAGCUGCUGCAAAUUGGCGAGGCAAAUCGCCAUGCUGCAAAUACUAAGCUCAAUACUGAAUCAUCACGAAGUCAUGCUAUGUUGGUGGUUCACAUCCAAAGAUCUUUGAAAGAGAAAGAGGAAAAUGACACUUCUUCUGUGGCUAUUUCAGAUGAGUCAUCUUCUCGUCACAUACCGCUUCUUUUGAAAAGCAAGUUACUGAUAGUUGACCUUGCAGGAUCAGAAAGAAUUGACAAAUCUGGCAGUGAAGGCCACAUGCUUGAAGAGGCAAAAUUUAUCAAUCUGUCUCUUACAUCUCUAGGAAAGUGUAUUAAUGCAUUGGCUGAGAAUAGUCCCCAUAUACCAACGCGAGAUUCCAAGCUUACUAGGCUUCUUCGUGAUUCAUUUGGAGGCACUGCAAGGACUUCUCUUAUAAUUACAAUUGGUCCGUCUGCACGGCACUAUUCUGAAACUUCCAGCACAAUUAUGUUCAGUCAGAGGGCAAUGAAAAUAGUGAACACUGUAAAGCUGAAGGAGGAAGUUGAUUAUGAGACUCUGUACAGGAAACUUGAGUACCAGGUCGAUUAUCUUACAUCAGAAUUGGAUAGACAGCAAAAACUUAGAGUUAAUGAGAAAGUGCACAUGGAAAAAGAACUAAAAGAAUAUGAAGCAACCCUAGCUGAAAUCGAAAGGAACUUUGCUGUGAAGUCUGAGAAUUUGGAGAAAGAAAAGAGUCAUCUAGAGUUGGAGAUUAAAAAAUUGAAAGAAGAUUUAAACACUGAGAAAGCUUCAAAAGAUCGAAUGUCUGAAAACAUUAUUCAGUUAGAAACGUCUGUGAAGCAUAAUGAGCAGCAACAGCUUGAAAACUCCUUGUAUCAGAAGGUUCUUGCGGAUACCACUAAGAUGCAUGAGCAAAAGAUUGUUGAGUUACUAAAGCAACUUGAAGAUGAGCAAUCUCGUUCUGCAAGUUUAGAGAAGCAACUAAAUGAAACAAAGCAGCACCUCAGUGAGGCUCAAAGGUUGCUUCAGAUGCAGGAAAAUAUAGCCAAAGAUAUAAAAAAGGAACUGUCAAGAUUGAAGGAAGAAUCAACAAGCCAAAUCAAGUUGUUACAACAAACAAAUGAUGAACUAUUAUCAGAAAAGGCGUUGAUAUAUGAAGAGCUUAAAUCUGUGCAAGAGAAAGUGCUUUAUGAAGCACGAUACCGGAAGAGUCUUGAAGAUGAAGUUCUCAAGUUGAAAAAAGCUCUUAGUGAAAACAAUGCCGAUCUUGAGUCUAGAGGGACAUACGGUAUGAUCAGAUCUGCAUCAAGUUUAGGUGGUGGUGAUGCAGUCUAUAUGCCUAGGCCAAUCAAAACAAGGGAGACAAUAUCUGGUCAAAGGGAUACUAUAUCAAAGAUAUUUGAAGAAGUUGGGCUUUCAAAUAUUUUAGCAUUGUUAAGAUCUGAAGACUUGGACGUCCAAAUCCAUGCUGUGAAAGUGGUUGCUAAUCUUGCUGCUGAAGAUAUAAAUCAGGAAAGGAUUGUCGAGGAAGGAGGUCUUGAUGCACUUCUUUUGCUUCUAGAAACAUCAGAAAAUACUACAAUCCACCGAGUGACUGCAGGCGCUAUAGCUAACUUGGCAAUGAAUGGGUCGAAUCAAGGACUGAUAAUGAACAGAGGAGGUGCUCGCCUUUUAGCAAAUGUAGCAUCUAAAACUGAUGAUCCUCAGACUCUUCGGAUGGUUGCUGGAGCAAUUGCUAAUUUAUGUGGAAAUGAAAAGUUACAUGUGAUGCUGAAAGAGGAUGGCGGCAUCAAAGCACUUCUAGGAAUGGUCAGAAGUGGGCAUAAUGAUGUCAUAGCUCAAAUAGCUAGAGGGAUAGCAAACUUCGCAAAAUGUGAAUCACGAGCAAUCAGCCAAGGGCACAGAAAAGGGAGGUCUCUUCUUAUCGAAGAAAAUGCUCUUAACUGGAUGGUUGCUAACUCUACGACAUUUUCAGCUUCGACUAGGCGGCACAUUGAGCUCGCUUUUUGUCAUUUAGCUCAAAAUGAAGAAAAUGCACGCGAAAUCAUAUCAACUGGAGGGAUCAAGGAACUAGUUCGAAUAUUGCAGGAAUCUUCACGAGAAGAUAUCCGCAACCUCGCCAAAAAGGCCUUAAAUUCAAAUCCAUUAUUCUUGUCAGGGAUCCAAUGAGCUUUUGAGUUAUUUUACCUUCUAAUAUAUCCAUGUAGUAUAUCAUCCAUAUUUUUUCCAUUCGAAAAAAAAAAAAAAAACCCCAUCUUUUGCAUUAACUGUGGGGAAAGGAUUGAUGACCAUUCGAAACUUAUAGCAUGGCCUAUAGCGCAUGAUGUAUUUGAAUGAAGAGAAAGAACUAAUACAAAUAUAUACAAACAUGAAAUCAAUUCUUUUUUGCUCUC